AUGGCGCCGGCUGCGUUGGGCCUACCUUGGUGCUGAGGUGGCCCCUGAGCCGCCGGCGCUCAGGGGAAGGCUCCCCGGGCACCGUGAGGUGUCGGUGCCGGUGCGGGAUGGAGCUGGGCCGGCUGGAGUACCUGCAGGCCCUGGUCACCGAGUUCCAGGCAACGGAGAGCGCAGAGGCCAAGGAGCAGGUGCUCGCCAACCUGGCCAACUUCGCCUACGACCCGCGGAACUACGAGUACCUGCGGCAGCUGCAGGUGCUGGACUUGUUCCUCGACAUGCUGGGCGAGAGCAGCGACACCCUCGUGGAGUUCGCCAUGGGGGGUCUGUGCAACCUGUGCCUGGAUAAAACGAACAAAGACUACAUCCUGGAGGCCAACGGGGUAGAGCCCAUCAUCAACUGCCUCUCCAGCGCCAACGAGGAGACCGUCAUGUCUGCGGUCACGACGCUCAUGUACCUGACGACGCCGCAGUCGCAGCAGCAGACCACGGCGCUGCCCGUGGUGGAGUGCAUGCUCCGCUUCUCCCUCUCGGCCAGCAGAAGGCUCAGCAACCUGGCCACCGUGUUCCUGCAGGAUUACUGCACCCCUCUGCAGGUGGAGGAGGCUCGGAGCCUGAGCAAACACACUGCUGUGGGCAUUCCUCUCCCCAAGGACUGAGCCUGGGUAGGCAGGACAGUGCAGAUCAUAGCAUCAGCCAGGCUGGAAAAGACCUUUCGGCUCAUCCAGUCCAACCAUUCCCCAGCACUGCCGAGGCCACCACUAACCCAUAGCACUGCAGGCCACAUCUGCAUGGUUGUUGAGGGUGAUUUCACCACUUUCUUGGGGGAAAAAGAGGGAGACCCCCCUCUGUUUUCCCAGGCCUCCACUUUCUGCUCAGCAGAAUUGUGUCAAGAACAUCAAAGAGGGAAACUGGUCGCAGCAGCACUGGAUUUAGUUACUAAAGAGGAGGGAUAGCACUGCUCUGACAGGGAGGCCAAGCACACAGCCAAAACUGAAAGCAAAUACUUAUAACAUCACAGAUCGUGGUCACUGGAGAGCAGGGUGCCACGUGCAGCCCAGCACCCAGCUGGCACAAAGAACCCUUCCCAGCAAUGAGCGGGGGUUAUGCUUGGGUUACUGGGCAGCUUAUAUCCCAGUCCGGUUCCUGCCUGUUGGGGCUGCAGCUCUCCGCUGUCAACUGUCUCAUAAAUGUCUCAUCAGCGUUAUUCCUCUUGCAGAAGAAAGGUGUGUCCCUGCCCUGGCAGUCUGCAGUCUUCGUGCAUCCCUUUGGUACUGACUGUACCAUCUGUCACAGUAGCACAGACUGGUAAAUCACUACACAGGACAGUGUGGAUCCUCUAAGUGGGGAAGUGAAAAGCUGGUUUUCUUUCAUUACCACUGGUGAGAAAGGAGAAGAUGAAAAGGAGGGCCCAUGGCAGCCCAGCUCAUGAGAGCAGCUCUCUUGUAAAACCUUCUCCUAAUAAAACAUCCACUUCAACGCUGUGUAAACAGUUUGGUAUAAGCUCAUAAAUACUUCUCUCCAGCACUUGCAACCCAGCCUUCACCCACGCUUACUCACACUCAUGGGCCAGAAAUGGAAGCCAGUUUUGUGUCCUUUCUUCAUCAGCCAGCACUGCAAAAGGUAACCCAAAAGCCAGGGUGGCUAAAUCCAUAACAUCAGCAGGGUUUGGCUCUUGCACAGUGUUCCCUGACAAGCACCCUCACUGUGUGUGCUCAAGUUUCAGAGCUUUACUUCCUCUUUUUUUCUUCCAUUCCCCCCCUCCAAUGGGCCCAAACCACACAGGACUGAGGUUAAAAACACACACACACAAAUACAACCCCCAGCUGCUUGUAUUUUAUCGUUUCACCAGCAGCAAACACCCCAAACUCAACAGACAUAACUGCAGAGCAAUCUUACAGACACGUGGAGCAGCAGCAGCUCUGCAGCACAUCUAACCAAAGGCAGCUCUUGUAACUGCUCCCCAAGUGGAUGAAGAUGCUCGCUGCCUCCUGGGA
Molecule: messenger RNA, 1994 nt
Organism: Melopsittacus undulatus (budgerigar)
Lineage: Eukaryota; Metazoa; Chordata; Aves; Psittaciformes; Psittaculidae
Gene: ARMC7
Product: armadillo repeat containing 7
Exons: 3
Coding region: 108-656 (182 amino acids)
Molecular function (GO): protein binding
Source: RefSeq, a predicted model, not a curated record